This is a messenger RNA of Saccoglossus kowalevskii, 1155 nucleotides long. Its product is annotated as golgin subfamily A member 2-like. Gene Ontology annotation, biological process: Golgi organization. NCBI's taxonomy places the organism in Eukaryota, Metazoa, Hemichordata, Enteropneusta, Harrimaniidae. Gene Ontology annotation, cellular component: Golgi cis cisterna; Golgi cisterna membrane; cis-Golgi network. The record is from RefSeq and is a predicted model, not a curated record.
AUGUUUUAUACCUCAGCGUCAGAUACAGAAAAGUCUCUAUCUGCAUACCGGGAGGACAUGAACAAUAAAUUGGACCAAUUAGAAGAGGAGAAGCAGCAUAUACUAACACAAUAUAAAGCACAGAUGAAUGAUAAUGCACAGUUAGCAAAACUUUAUCAAGAAAAAGAAGAAAAACUGGAAGAGUUAGAGAAUUCCGUAGUGAGAUUGAAAGAGGAGGCUGGUGACAAGUCGAAAUUAUUGGAAAGCAUGCAAAACGACAAAGCUACCAUUAGUAGAGCACUUUCACAAAAUAAGGAACUUAAAUAUCAACUAGCUGAAUUACAAAAUGGAUUUGUUAAACUGAGUAAUGAUAAUAUGGACAUGACAAAUAAGUUCGAUUCUGAGCAACAUGUCACUAAAGAAUUAGCAACUAGACUUAGUCAACAAGAAGAUGAACUAAACGAUGUCAGAGAUGAGUUACGUUCAAAUGAGAAAUUAUUGGAGGAAACUAGAGCGCAAAACUUUGAACUCAACAAACAGCUUGCACAACAGUCACAGCUAACAGACCACAUGCGGCAUUACGAAGCACAAGGUCAACUCACUGAGACUCUGCAAAGGGAGCUAGCUUCUGCUCAGGACACCAUAAAUAUCUUAUCAUCACAGAACAGUGAGUUAAGAGUACAAUUAGCAGCAUUAGAAAAUCAAUUAACCAGACAAGCUUCGAAUCAGGACGCUGCUGGUGAUGCUGGAGUUAACAACAAAGAUAUGGUUGACAUGUUAUCAUCUUCAAUAAGACAGUUAGAAAUGGAAAGAGAACAGCAGGCCAAAGAGAUUGCUGAACAACAUGAGCAGUAUCAGUCGUUAUUAGAACAAAUGGAAGUCAUUAAAAAAGAACAAGCUUCAGCACCAGCUAUAACACCUGAGGGAAACUUUAUUACCAAAGAAGCAUAUGAGACCUUACAGGUAGCUAUGGAGAAACUAGAAGACAAAUUUACGAAAGUAAUGAGGGAUAAGGCUGAGUUGAGUGAUAAGAGUCAAGAAUUGGAACAUGUAUGCAUGCAGCUAGAAGGGGAGACGGAUACAAUUGGUAUGUUAUAUACCAUAGUUUAUCUCUCGGUGGUUAUGAUGAUAUCAGACUUGACAAGCCAGAUUUCAGUGUGGGCUGUUUUCCAAUAG